AUGGAAGCACAAAAAAUUUCAUUCUCUUCAUUGUCUUGCUAUGUGUCUUUCAGGCACGAAGUCGUCAACAUCAACCUGAAAAAUAAACCUGAGUGGUUCUUUAAGAAGAAUCCCGCUGGUCUGGUGCCAGUUCUGGAAAACAGCCGGGGUCAACUGAUCUGCGAAUCUGCCAUCACUUGUGAGUACCUGGAUGAAGCAUAUCCAGAGAAGAAGCUGUUGCCAGCUGACCCCUAUGAGAAAGCGUGCCAAAAGAUGGUCUUUGAGUUAUUUUCUAAGGUGCCACCUUUGGUAGGAAGGUUUACGAGAAGUAAAAAUAAGGAAGACUGCUCUGACUUGAAAGAAGAAUUUCGCCAAGAAUUCAGCAAGCUUGAGGAGGUUCUGACCAAUAAGAAGACAACCUUCUUUGGUGGCAAUUCACUUUCUAUGAUUGAUUACCUCAUCUGGCCCUGGUUUGAACGACUGGAAGCAUUGGAGUUAAAUGAGUGUAUAGACCACACUCCAAAACUUAAGCUCUGGAUGGCAGCCAUGAGGAAAGAUCCCACAGUAUCAGCUCUCCUCACUGACGUGAAAACCUUCCAAGGUUUCUUAAAUCUCUACUUGCAGAACAGCUUGGAGGCCUGUGACUACGGGCUCUGAUGGGGGCAGAAGUCAACAAUGAAAAUAUAUCUGAUACUUUCCUUCACCAAUAGGAAUAAAAGCAUGCUUUUACCUUAA
Molecule: messenger RNA, 714 nt
Organism: Myotis davidii
Lineage: Eukaryota; Metazoa; Chordata; Mammalia; Chiroptera; Vespertilionidae
Gene: GSTO1
Product: glutathione S-transferase omega 1
Exons: 5
Coding region: 1-636 (211 amino acids)
Biological process (GO): glutathione metabolic process; L-ascorbic acid metabolic process
Cellular component (GO): cytoplasm
Molecular function (GO): glutathione dehydrogenase (ascorbate) activity; glutathione transferase activity
Source: RefSeq, a predicted model, not a curated record